This is a messenger RNA of Exophiala aquamarina CBS 119918, 1428 nucleotides long. RefSeq lists its product as uncharacterized. Bases 1 to 1428 code for a protein of 475 amino acids. The transcript has a single exon. The record is from RefSeq and is a predicted model, not a curated record. Lineage: Eukaryota; Fungi; Ascomycota; Eurotiomycetes; Chaetothyriales; Herpotrichiellaceae.
AUGUGCUUCUACCACAUUGAUAAAUGUCCACCCUACAAUUACCUUCGUUCAUAUGUCUUCUGUAAUCAUGAUGAGGCAAACGUUCAAAUUACCCGAUGUGUUACCUGGAGAGGUCACAGUAACCCUGUACCUAACGGUGCUAAAGAAGUGUGUCCAAAUAUGGUGAUUCGCCAUGAUAAGGGGUUAGAAAACGGUGAUUGGAAUACCCACGGUUUCGGCGUAGAGAGGCCUACAAUCACUCGUGGCUGUCAUGUGUGUUGGAUGGUGAUCUAUGCGGCGAAGUGGAUGCGGACUAUGGCAACGGAUCUAAGCAGUCCAGCUUCGUCCAACAAAGAGGCUAGUUCUGAUGAGAACCUUGAGUUCAAUCCAGAUCAUAUGGCAAGAACAGAGGAACGAGACACCGAUGAAACCGCAAGUGAUCAAGGUCUUGGUGACGAGCCCGAGACUGACCAUAACGAGGAAAUUUUCACAACUUCUGACAACGAGGACGAGCCCAGAACUCCGAGCAAUGAUGAAAUAGCGCGCGGCAGCAAAUAUGAUGCGAGUUUGAUUCGCGACAGCGACUCAACCAGUGAUUUCAGCGUCGAAGACGAGAUGACGUGUUCGAUGUACCGAUAUCGCGGGCCUACCAAAAUAUUUGCUGCGUCGCCACAAGAUCAUCGAAUUGAGGAAGUGGCCGUCAAAUCAGAGCCGCCAAAAACCCGAGAAACACAUCCGAACAAUGUUUUGCGACGACGACGACAAAAGAACGCUGCGACUAUGGCAACAGAGAUGAGUCGUGGUGAGGGAAAUUUUCAGCAGAGCUCAGCACGUUCGCGAACCCGAAGACGGGUUUCGAAAUGGGUGACAAGCCAGUCGAGCAUGAAAGCCGCAAGUCCAUUUGAGACCACAAACAACGCGAAAAGACCAGCUGUUCACACUCGCUCUCAGUUCAUGUCACAACCUGGAGCGUGUGUCGGAGACGCCUUCGAGGCCCUUACAGAAUCCGUGGAAAAUUCCAACGCUCUUGACAAGAAAGACUCCGCAGUCAACGAUGAUGACAACGACGAUGACGAUGACGACGACGACGAGCAGGAGAUCUACCCCGCAACCCAAGAUGGAUCGUACAAAGAUAGCGUAUCCAACCUCUUCGAGGAUAACGAUCUGGAAACAUCCCCUCAUCGAAGCUCCCUCAACUCCAAGAGUGAUCAAGCAGCCUGUGAGAUGGCGAUCAAGCCAAAUCUGCGAAAACGGCCACGCCUGGUCGAAGACAGCACGUACGUCGAGGCAGACAUGCUACGGGAGAGCGUUAAACACCUCCGUUGCGAGACCGCAGCUCUCAGCGACCGAGUCGUAACCUUGCUUCAAGAGCAGUCAGCCACGGCAAUCCGCGAAGUCGCAUUGUUGAAGAGGGUGGCUGAGCUUGAAGCGAAGUUGGAUUCUGCGUGA